GGCUGAGCCCGGCCCGGCCCUCGGGGCGGAGCCGGCGGCGCAGCGCCCGGCGGAGCGGGGAGCGCGGCGGAGCCCCCCGCAGCCCCCCGGCCCCGGCAUGAGCUUCCCGCGGCCCCUGCGCCGCUCCGUGAGCCUCAGCCCGGCCCGGACCCUGCGCCUCGUCGUGCUGGGGCAGAGCGCCGUGGGCAAGACAGCACUGACUGUAAGAUUCAUCACCAGGAGGUUCAUUGGGGACUACGACCCAACUCUAGAAAUGAUCUACAGACACAUGGCUGUCAUCGAUGGGGAGAUGGUGCACUUCGAGAUCCUCGAUACAGCAGGACAGGAGGAGGAUUCCCUGCAGAUAGAGGAGAAGAUCAAGUGGGGCGAUGGCUUCGCUGUGGUCUACUCGGUGACAGACAGGUGCAGCUUUGACGAGGUCAUGCGGCUGUGUUUCCUCAUCAACCACAUCCACUCGAGCCCCAAGCGGAGCAGCGGGAGCGAGCAGCCCCCUGUGGUCAUCGUGGGCAACAAGAAGGACUUGCAGUUCGACAGGAUGGUGUCCACGGAGGAUGGUGAAAACCUCUCGAAAGCCUUGAAGCUUCCUUUCUAUGAGAUCUCCACCCGGGACAGCUAUGAAGAGACCGUGGCGGUGUUCAACAGCCUCUACCAGGAGCUCAUGAGGCAGGGGCAUUUCUCCCCGGGUUCCUUCAAGAGGAGGACGGUGUCGAAGCUGAUGGAGAAGAUCCCCAAGAUGCAAGCCAGCUCCACCUUGAACUCAGCGGGCCGGAGCCUCAGCUUUAACUCCUUCAGGGACUACAUCCCCGAGUGAGCGUCCCCAGUGCGAAGGCAAGAGCCGGGACCGAGGGACAGGUUAUCCCUGAAGCCCGCUGCUUCAGCCCCAGGGUUGAGGGGCAGCUCGUGGGGCUGGCUCCUAGGAGGGCAAGGCUAAGACGUGGGGAGGGUGGGAUUGGGGUCCAACAGCCUUUUAAAGCCCGUAGGCUUUUACACAUGGGCUUUGCGUCAACAGGGAAGAUGUUCUACGUUCAUCUUACCCCUUCGCUCCCUCUUCCUCAUCCUGCAUGGCUGAAGUCAGGAGCGACGGCGGUUCGUGGUAACUUCGGUGGUGUCGGGUCAACCCUCGCAGCCUCAGAAGUGUUUCAGCGGGGAUCAGACCCAGCACAGACACGCCUGUGUGGGUUUUCCUGCUCCCCUAAGAAAGCUUGCUGGGUCUGUGCCCCGAAGCGCGCACCCACCACGCCGGGGUGACCCUGAGGCUCGCGCUGGCCCCUGGGCUGUCGUCAGCCACCCCUGUCCCAGGGAAACCGGCCGUCGCUUCUGCUGCUCGGUGUUGCUGGUGGGUAAAAUCCCCUGUGUUUAGUGGUGGCUGCUCAAAACCUUUCCAGCCUGGCCGGUCGCUCCAGGGAGCAGGAGGGGGGUGCCCUGCCCACAUGCACCCCUCGCUGCCCCUAGACCCGCCCGUGUGUGGGCUGGCGGGCGGCGGGGGGCUGUCUGCCCCUCUGCCUCUGCUGUGGCCCUCCCUGAAGAGCCAGGCCAGCCGGUUUGCCCAUCUGCAGCCACCAGUGUCUGUCUGUCGGAGCCCAGGGCUGCAUUUCCAUCCCGGUUUUCCCCUGGGUUUGUGAACUGAAGCGGCUCGCAGAGGGGCAGACCCCCCACGUCCCCUGCCUGUAGUGGAGCUGCAGGGCCCCAGCUCUGCUGGAGCCCUUCUCCCUCCCUGGGUGUUCACGGGCCGGCACCAAGGGCAUGCUUAAAAGCAAAACAGAGAUCUGUUUACAGUGGGGGAAAAAAAGCCUGUUAAUCCCUGGCUUUUCUAAAAACCCAUUUUUUUAACAUUUCAGGCUCCUUGGGCUGCUCUCCUUUAAUAACACUGUAAAUAAAGUCCCGGGCAAAGGGCAGCGACGGCAGCAGAUGUUGCUGCUCCAUCUCAGGCUGCAGGCACCACGUGCUCACUGCUGUGCUGGGGUUUCUGCCUUUGCCGAGGCUCCUCCUUACGUUACGUUCCCAUCUCGCUCGGGGCAGCCCAUCCUCAAGGGGAGGCAAAGCAAACAGGCUGCAUUUCUGAUGUACGUUGAAACCUUAGGCUAAGAUCACGAUUCUCCACCCUACAGGAACAGUAUUCCCAGGGCAGCUUCUCCUGAUAAUGCCUUUGCCCUGCAACUCAGCUGCACGUAGCACGAGCAAAAACCACUGGGUGCCAGUUUGAAGUACGGAUGCAAAGGAGCCAAUACCAGGAGGUGCAAAUGAUGCUCCUUGCAGGGACCCCCUUGUCUGCUUAUUAAUUUCCCUGUGUCCAAAGGGAAAAUCGCCACAGCCUGAGAAUUUGUCUUUUUGCACAGAGAUGGGGCAGCAAAGGCACGGAAAGGAGCAGUGCUUGCAGCCAGUGGCAUCUUCUCCCUGCAGCACCGUGUCUCUCCCUCCUGAUGCAGAGCGCUGCGUUGCUGUUCGAGGUGAACGUGCGGGAAGACCUGCGGUGUAACACGCCCGUGUCCCCCCUGUAGCAACCUAUCGUGUCGCCUGCUGCUGCGUCCUCUGACAAUAAAAGCCGAGUUAGCAAACA
Molecule: messenger RNA, 2557 nt
Organism: Phalacrocorax carbo (great cormorant)
Lineage: Eukaryota; Metazoa; Chordata; Aves; Suliformes; Phalacrocoracidae
Source: RefSeq, a predicted model, not a curated record